This is a messenger RNA of Arachis ipaensis, 1457 nucleotides long. Its product is annotated as BURP domain-containing protein 6. Lineage: Eukaryota; Viridiplantae; Streptophyta; Magnoliopsida; Fabales; Fabaceae. The record is from RefSeq and is a predicted model, not a curated record.
ACGCUUACACAUGUUCAUAGAACUGUAGAAGGAGAAAUUUCCCUCUAUAAAUUGUCCCUCUCUAGUUGCACACUCAGUAUCACGUUUCUACAUGCUAUAUAUCACUUCGAUCCUAAACAAAAUGGAGUCCAGUCGUCUGCUACCCCUUUCAGCACUUUUUUGUAUUGCGAUUCUGGGAAGCCAUGUGCAUGCAUCACUGCCUGCUGAAGAUUACUGGCAAACACUCUGGCCUAACACUCCCAUGCCUAAAGCUUUCAAGGACCUUCUCCUGCAGCCUGGAAAUUGGGAUUGGAUGAGAAGGGAAAGCGCCCAUGUUAAGCAACAAGCAACCACAAGCAGUAAACUCAAAAUACCAAUUGGCGUCUUUUUGUUCGACCUUCAUCAUGAUGGCGACAAAUCCAAGACAGUUUAUGAUCACGGCAAAGAGAGCGAAGACUUUAAUAAAACAUUUCCGUUGUUUUUCCCCAACAAAUAUAGUGACCAUCUCACAAGUAACAAACCUACGAUACCCAAUGGCGCAUUUUUCUUCGAGCAUGAUCUUCUUCCCGGCAAAAAACUCAUCCUAGGACGUAUAAAGACCUCGGAUGAGUUCACUUUCUUACCGGACACAAUCGCAAAGGCCAUUCCAUUUUCUAGCAACAGGCUCCCCGAGAUCUUCAACCGCUUUAACAUAGAAGCUGAGUCAACCGAAGCCGAAUCAAUGAAAAAAACACUUGCGCUUUGCGAGGGCCCUACUAUACACGGAGAAGAAAGAUAUUGUGCAACUUCUUUAGAGUCCCUACUCCAUUUCGCGGUUUCAAAACUUGGAAAAAACAUAAGGCUACUUUCAACUGAAUUCGAAAGGGAAACACAAGAUCGGCAGUACACUGUGGCGGAAGGAGUAAAGAAAAAUGGUGAAAAAGCAAUGGUUUGCCACAAAAUGAAUUACCCAUAUGCUGUGUUUUUUUGCCACAAAAUAGAUACAAGGUCUUAUAGCGUCCCAUUGAUGACAACUAAUGAUGGAACAAAACUUAAAGCAAUAGUAGUUUGUCACACCGAUACUGCUCACUGGCCAUCAAAUAAUGUUGCCUUCAAGAUGCUUAAUACUAAGCCUGGAACCACUCCCAUUUGUCAUUUUCUUGCCACUGAUGAUGUUAUUUGGGUACCUCAAUUCAGCGGCCUGAAAGAUGACAUGUAAGUAAUGCCCUCCUUAUGAUGUUGAAAGUGUGUCUCCUUGCAUAUAUAGCGAGUAUUAAGUCUACUACGUUAUUGUAAAAUAUAUGUAUGUGUGUUAGUUUGAAUGUACUCCAACUAUAAUAAUGUGUUCUAGAAGUUUGGCAAAGGUAUAUACGUUGUGCUGCAAGAGUGGAAGGUGCUGUAACAUCUUCUAGAAGUUGUUAAUGCAUAAUUAUGUAAUGAGGAACGCAGUAAUGAUGUUGCCUUUGACAAAAUUUUUGCAUAGUUUUUUUUGUUUGAAU